Ixodes scapularis (black-legged tick) is the source of this 414-nucleotide messenger RNA. RefSeq lists its product as uncharacterized. NCBI's taxonomy places the organism in Eukaryota, Metazoa, Arthropoda, Arachnida, Ixodida, Ixodidae. The transcript is spliced from 4 exons. The record is from RefSeq and is a predicted model, not a curated record. The coding region runs from base 40 to 345 and encodes 101 amino acids.
ACAAACUUGCUGGUUCAAGGAGAGAUCAAAUCCGCAGGAAUGAAGACAAUUGUGCUGUGGGCUGUGAUCGCUUUGGGAGGUGUGUCAAGAAUGAGCACGGCUGCUCAUCAAAAUCACCCCUAUGGAGUUUCAUUUGAAAACGGUACUUGCACAUACCGAAAUAUAACGCUCAAGGAUGGAGACUCUGAUAACUUUCAAUAUCCAUGUGAACUUUGGACUUGCAAUGCUACUGCAAAAACACUAACUGUUGAAGGGUGCGGUGUGGCACGAUACGGAAGCUGCCGGUACGUGCACCAUCCUAGAUUCUACUGGCCGCAUUGCUGUCGCAUGAGUCGUGUCUGCUAAAACAAAUAACGGAAAUUACUUUGACUUCCGUGAAAACAAUUUUUUUGUCAAUAAAGACACGAUAUUAAA